GAGAGGCGCACUGCCCUGUGACGUCGCGAGCGAGCGAGGGACAGUAACGUUACCGAGAGCGCGAGGAAGCGGAGGGAGGCUCCGCGAGCCGUCGUCGUCCGUCGUCUGUGUGUAGCUACCGUGUUUCUUUUUUGCCGGUAUUACAUCAUAUAUAUUCAGUCCUGACUGGCUUCCACAGAGGAUACUCUCAUGAGCCGUUUAAUUCCCAUCGAUAUUUGGUAUUUAUUUUUUACCUGCAAGUCUUUUAGGCGACGGAAUCGUGGCAAGUACGCUAGCGUCUGAUGUUCGUACGAUUUGCGAAAAACGACAGUCCGUCGGAGGUGUGUAAACAGUAGUGUGUCAACGUUUACGUCAAUCACAAUCGCUUCUUUUUUGCGUGUGCGAUUUGUUGUAUUUGUUGUCAGUCGUUGUAAUCGAGCAAUACGUUUACGCGAAGCACAACUGAAUAUCUUGUUUUCUGAUUAUUAUUAUUUUUUGUUAUUUAAAAAACAUUCGACUGUUAUUUAAUCGCCUGAACAUUUAAAAGCAAUUGUGCAAGGUUAAUCUCGCACACAAGCGACGCACGCAAUAUUAAUCGUACAAGAGCAAUUUUACGCGCACGGAGACAGAAGUUUAAUACGAAGCUGUGCGUAGUGAACGCCUAGCGCGAGCAAUUAAAAGAGCAUAUUUAUUUACCUGUCGUCUUACUAGUACGCACACGCACACACACACACACACACACGUUGGCUAUAUCAAGCAUCCCUCAAGGACCAUCUCCACAGACCGUACCCAAAAGAGCCUGCACGACGCAGUGGAAGAAUGGCCCUCUCGUUUAUUCUGUCGCUACUCCUCUGGUCUUUUUCACUUGCCGUGGCCUCCCGUAAUAUAACCGAAGGUUGUGCUAUCAUUCGCCCGCCAAGAGACGGAGGGAUCAGAUACAGGGGUCUGACUCAGGAACAGAUCCGCAGUGUUCAGGUGUUGCCGGUGGAUUAUGAAAUCGAGUAUAUCUGCAGAGGGAACAGAAUGAUCGUGGGACCAAAGGUCAGGAAGUGUCUCCCUGACGGCACAUGGACUGACCUGAACCAGCGCAGCAAAUGCUUGCUGCCGUGUGCGAGGGUGUGGACAUCUCUGGAGAACGGCCGUGUGACGGUUCACCCUCCAGGCCCAGCGGUGGAGGGCACGAUACUGCACUACAGCUGUCUGGAGGGUUUCAUCUUGGUGGGCAGAAACAGCACUCAUUGCACUAAGCUGGGCAAGUGGGACUCACCCAAACCUGUCUGCCACUAUGACAGACAUUAUACAGGCAAGAAGAAACUCUACAUCGGAGCCCUGUUCCCGAUGAGCGGCGGAUGGCCGGGUGGCCAAGCUUGUCUCCCUGCUGCCCAAAUGGCCCUGGAUCUGGUGAACAAGAGAACGGAUAUUCUUCCGGAUUAUGAGCUUGAAUUAAUCUACUAUGACAGUAUGUGUGAUCCCGGUGAGGCCACAAAGCUGCUGUAUGACCUGCUGUACACGGAGCCCAUAAAGAUCCUCCUGAUGCCAGGUUGCAGCUCUGUGUCCACACUGGUGGCCGAAGCUGCGCGCAUGUGGAACCUCAUAGUGUUAUCCUAUGGAUCCAGUUCACCAGCACUCUCCAACCGUCAGCGUUUCCCCACCUUCUUCCGCACGCACCCCUCAGCCACAUUGCACAACCCCACCCGCGUGCAGCUCUUCCAGAAGUGGAAGUGGACCAAGAUCGCCACCAUCCAGCAGACCACCGAAGUCUUCACCUCUACUCUGGAUGAUCUAGAGCAGAGGGUGAAGGAGGCAGGCAUUGAGAUCAGCGUGAGGCAAAGUUUCCUCACGGAUCCUGCUGUGGCCGUCAAGAACCUCAAGCGGCAAGAUGCUCGCAUCAUUGUGGGACUGUUUUACGAAACGGAAGCCAGGAAAGUGUUUUGUGAGGUCUAUAAGGAGAAGCUGUAUGGGAAAAAGUAUGUGUGGUUUCUGAUUGGCUGGUAUGCUGACAACUGGUUCAAAAUCAAAGACCCAUCCAUCAACUGCACUGUGGAGCAGAUGACAGAAGCUGUGGAGGGUCAUGUGACCACUGAGAUAGUCAUGCUCAAUCCGGAGACAGUGCGAGGGGCCUCUAACCUGACCUCACAGGAGUUUCUAGCACAGCUGAUGUCCAAACUGGGUGGGAAGAAUCCUGAGGAAACCGGAGGGUUUCAAGAAGCUCCUCUGGCGUAUGAUGCAGUUUGGGCCCUGGCUCUGGCUCUCAAUAAGACAGUGGGGCCUUUGAAGGCGAAGGGACGGAGAUUGGAAGAUUUUAAUUACAAUAACAAGGACAUUACUGCGGAGAUCUACCGAGCCCUCAACACCAGCUCCUUCGAGGGGGUUUCGGGUCAUGUGGUGUUUGACGCCCAGGGCUCCAGAAUGGCAUGGACCCUCAUUGAACAGCUGCAAGGAGGAAGCUACAAGAAGAUUGGAUACUUCGAUAUGACCAAAGGCAAUCUCUCAUGGUAUGGGAAUGACAGGUGGAUAGGCUCUGGUCCACCUGCUGACCAGACGGUGGUGAUUCAGAAGUUCAGAUAUCUGUCACAAAAACUCUUCGUCUCGGUGUCUGUUUUCGCUGGCUUGGGCAUUUUAAUGGGGAUCGUUUGCCUCACCUUUAACAUCUACAACAGCAACGUCAGGUACAUUCAAAACUCCCAGCCGUACCUGAAUAACAUGACGGCAGUGGGCUGUAUGAUGGCUCUGGCUGCUGUUUUUCCUCUGGGAAUUGACGGACUGCAUGUACGCAACUCUCAGUUUCCUGUGGUCUGUCAGUUCCGUUUGUGGCUGCUUGGACUUGGCUUCAGUUUGGCUUAUGGAAGUAUGUUCACGAAGAUCUGGUGGGUUCACACAGUGUUCACAAAAAAAGAUGAGAAGAAGGACAAGAGAAAGCAGCACCUGGAGCCAUGGAAGCUCUAUGCCACCGUGGGAGCCCUGCUGGUUAUCGACAUCCUGUCCCUUAUGAUUUGGCAGAUCGUGGAUCCCCUGCACAUCACAGUGGAGAAGUUCACUAAAGAAGCACCUAAAGGUGACGUGGAUCAGUUGAUUGAGCCUUUGCUGCAGCACUGCAGUUCAGAGAAAAUGAACACAUGGCUUGGUGUCGUUUAUGGCUAUAAGGGUUUGCUGCUGCUUCUGGGGAUUUUUCUGGCUUAUGAAACCAAAUCUGUGUCCACUGAAAAAAUAAACGAUCAUCGAGCUGUUGGGAUGGCCAUCUACAAUGUCUCUGUGUUGUGUAUGAUAACGGCUCCCGUCACCAUGAUUCUGUCGUCUAAGCAGGACGCCUCGUUCGCCUUCGCCUCGCUGGCCAUCAUCUUCUCCGUCUAUAUCACUCUGGUUGUGCUCUUUGUCCCUAAGAUGCGGAGGCUUAUCACUCGUGGUGAGUGGCAGUCAGACCAGCAGGAGACCAUGAAGACCGGCUCAUCCACAAACAACAACGAUGAAGAGAAAUCCCGCCAGCUGGAGAGAGAGAACAAAGAGCUGCAGAAGAUCAUCCAGGAGAAGGAGGAACGUGUAUCAGAGCUGAGAAACCAGCUGUCAGAGCGACAGGCCCUGCGCUCCAGGAAACGCCCCACCUCCUCCAAUCAGAACCACAGCUCUCCAUCUCUCCCCGCUCCUCAGAACGAUCCCAAAUCUCUCCUCCCGCCACCAGGAUACCCCCUCCCUGCCUCUGACAACCACUCCCUCCCUCCCACCUUCUCCAACUCCUCCACCCUCUACCAGCCCGACGGCAAGAUCAACCGCAACAACUGCCACCCCGGCCGACUGCAGCUCCUCUACAAGUGAACCUGGAGGAACUGGGAUGAAAUGCUAGUGGGGACUCAGCGAACUGAAAAGGGGGGAGAAAAAUAAGCUACCUUGAUUCGCGGACUGCAAUUUUCCCCAUCUCCGCCCAGCAGACGGCCUUGUUUGUUUCUUUUGUUUCCGACACUUGCUGUGAUUCAUGGGAGGUUAUACACAGGAGGCUUGAGAAUCUGGCUUUGAUUUCAUGUGUCACCAUAUUUGAAAACCACACAUGCUGUGAACCAUUACACCGUUCAAAUGAGUAACCCUCGGAAAAUUGUGGAUGAACAAUGACAAGCUAAAAACGUCCUUACAAAAACAUCAUGAAUUACACUAAAUGUUCCCAUUAUUAUUCCCAUAUUUUCUACAAUUCAAUCAGGUCAUCUAAAUACAGCAAGCUGGCGGCCAACGUCAGGCCAUCAUAGAGCAUCAAUCAGCCUAGUUUUUCUGGUGUGUUCAACACCAUAGGCACUAGACCUCAUUGGGGGAUUUUUGGCCAGUUGAGCAUGUUGAAUCAAUGUCUGUUGGCAUCAGCGCUGACUGUGAGAGAGAACUCUGGCUGUUCGGUUUUACUAACAAGUGCAUGAGAAUAAUAGCAAAAGUGAUGAAAGCAAAGAAGUCAAGAAGGCACAGACAGAAAGAAGGCUGUUCUCAUUUUUUGCCAUCUUACCUGAGCAUCCAAUAACCAAUAUAUUUUCUAAUUUUUCAUCUGGAAUUAAAAAUAUUAUCAACAUUAUUCAUAUUUAUAAUGGCUUUGUUUGUGUAUAUGCAGUCCUAGUUCUGGUUUCCUUUUCUGAAUUACAAAUACAGACUAUUAAUACCUGCUGUUAUGGACAGUUAUUUUCUCUCAUGUAGGCACAGAAUGUACCUGCUAGCGCAACUUUUAGCCAAGAAGCACGAACAUGAGGCAACAACAGUCAGCUUUCGUCACUGCUAGUUCCUGUUUGGUGUGUCAAGGCCUUAAGUUUGAACUCUGAUACUGCAUUAGAGAGACUGACCGAUUCACACACAUUUGGUGCAGUGUCAGUCGCGAUCACAUUUUGAUAUCAUGACAUAUCUAACUGCAAUAUAUGUAUCGCGAUAUGUAUCAUAUAGUGAAGAUGUUCCAUCACAGUCUGCCAAGUGCUCGAUAUGCAAUCGCGAGUCAGUGUUGUAACGAUAUGGUACAUUAUUUACAUUCAUUCAUUUGGAGAACUCUUCUCUCCCGUGCAUUUUACAGUACAUCUGAAGUUUGCAUUUUGUCAGUAUGUGUUCCCUGGGACCUUAGUGUUGCUGGCAUCAUACUUGAACUGCAUUUGAUUUCUGAAUACUUCAUAUCCUGUUGUUAAUCUACCCAUUUUCCAAUUUCACCAUGACCUCAUAAACAUUCUUUCCCUGAUGUGCAGCUGACAGUAUUACGAAAUUUCUUGUGAACAAGAUCAACAGAUUUAUAGUUUCCUGUUUUAUUAGCCCAUUACCUAAUUUUGAACUCACUUUUUUUAGGGAUUCCUAUCUUGCAUCACAGUCAUGAUACCUCAAAUCAUGUAAUUUGUUGAAGAGAGGUGUGCUAUUGCUUUUCUAAGUGAUCAGACUUGUGAUUUUCACCAGGCAGAUGAUAAAUAAAGUGUGUAAUCCCAUAAAUUUACACUGAAGGAGGGAUUUUUUUUGUAAUAAACCAACCAGAACACCUUAAGAACUACAUAGCAAAGCCCUGCCUACCCGAGAUGAUUUUUGCAUGGACCAAAAUCACUCACAACUCCUUUAUUAAAAAAAAAAAAAAGUUCUAGCCUCACAAUAAAUUGAAAUUAUUAAAUGAAAUGAUGUUGGUUUGCUUAUAGCCAGCUUUUCUCCCAGAGCAUGCUGGAAUAAUAUUAUUAGCAGUCAUAAGCUGUUGAAGACAUUUGAAGGCUUUGUACAGAGGAGACGUAAUUUCAUCACAGAUUUGGUGGUUUUGUUUUUAUUAGAUCCCCCGUGUCACUGAAAGCUGCAGAUUGAAUCUCCCAGCAUUGU
Messenger RNA from Sinocyclocheilus anshuiensis, 5775 nucleotides. RefSeq names its product gamma-aminobutyric acid (GABA) B receptor, 1b (gene gabbr1b). Gene Ontology annotation, biological process: gamma-aminobutyric acid signaling pathway; G protein-coupled receptor signaling pathway. Gene Ontology annotation, molecular function: G protein-coupled GABA receptor activity. Gene Ontology annotation, cellular component: membrane; G protein-coupled receptor heterodimeric complex. The record is from RefSeq and is a predicted model, not a curated record. The transcript is spliced from 24 exons. NCBI's taxonomy places the organism in Eukaryota, Metazoa, Chordata, Actinopteri, Cypriniformes, Cyprinidae. Bases 799 to 3789 code for a protein of 996 amino acids.